Symbiodinium sp. CCMP2592 is the source of this 8142-nucleotide messenger RNA. The record is from the annotation of a GenBank genome assembly. NCBI's taxonomy places the organism in Eukaryota, Dinophyceae, Suessiales, Symbiodiniaceae.
AUGGCUUUUACAACCGUGGUGGUUGAGAACAACUACGUCUCCAGAUGGAUGGCUCCCCUCUUGGCUCUGUGUCUGCAGUUCGAGGUGGGAACCAAGACGGAGCACGACCUUGUCCCUCUCGUUUUCGAGUUCUUCGAUCCUCGAUGCGACUCAGGUGACCAGGCAGACUCAGUUUCAGUUGCUGGCCCUCCCUGCUUGGGUUGCAAGGAGGGGCCGACGCUGGAACUGCGUGCCAGUGAGUGCUAUGAGUGCCCGCCUGUACAGCUCAUUUUCCGUAGAUGGCCGCGGACUGAGCUACCACGACACAGUUGUUUGCAGCAACGGCCCCACCCAGUGCCGUUUCAGGUCAGCCUUUCUGACGGUACCCCGUGCAUAGGCAACCGAUGGAGGCGAGAACUUUCUCGUUCUGCUGGCCUGCUCCCGUCUCUUUCAUGCAUACAAGUGUGCCGGCCCUCGCAGGAGGUGCCGUUUGUGGGAGCCGCUACCUUCGGCCCCAGCCUUGCCUCACACCCUGCUUUGCUGCCUGUGCGGUCGCUCGGCACCAGCACGGUCAACACCACGUCGCCUCUGCCUGCCCUCCUCCGGGAUUCCAAUUCUCAGGAGGUUCUGCAUGCUCAGUCGCAGCCUGUGCGGUCGCCGCGGACCAGCACGGCACCUGUCCACCCAUUGCCAAACAUGCAAGACUGCGUCAGUCACCCUGAUGCAGGUCCAGUAAGAGCCCCUGCAGGGGCACAUGCGGCAUGUAUUGAACCUGCUCUGCCCAAUCUGCUGGCAUACAGCAUUGCGGCUCCCGUGCCAGUCGAUCCUCCAAGUGUUUACGGGGGAGGCUACACACAGCCCGUGAUCCGGAUGGGACUUAUCACUGAGGCAGAUCUCGCCGCGCAAGGGAGGCAGUACACUGUGUUUGAAUACCAGAGGCGGCCGCGAGUCCGCAAUUUUGGCACAACAUGGUCGCUACAGGACCUAGUCGCGGAUGCUAUCCGUGCUGCCGCAAAUCCGAUCCGGCAUGUGCGCGUGCUUGAUCCAGUAAUCCCGGGAUACCCAGCGCCCCAGCUGCGCAUAACGCGGUCCCUUGCGACCUCCGUUCCUUCGCGCGCGAUGUUGUCACUGCGGAAUUUCCGUGAUUUCACUGCCUAUUCCGGGGGUUGGCAGUGGCUGUGCCUCCAUUCUGACCCGGGGCAGCCAGCAGGUCAACAGGCCCAAGCCAAUGCUGAUCAGGUUGGCACUACGACCACUGCCACAGCGUCUAGGGUUCUACCAGGCGCAACCCCUCAACAACUACUGCAGCUCGCAGCUGAGGAGGAGGCGGUGCCCUACCACCAACCUGGGGCAGGUCUAUACCCAGCUUGUGUCGCUUUUCAGCCGGAUUUCUUGCGUCAACCUGAAGUUGUGCACAGGCCUCUUGCUGAUUUGUGCCUUUUUGCUGGCCUGCAGACUGGGACCGGUUGCCUUGACUUCACGGUGCAUGUUGCAGGGGCUGCACCCACUACCCUUCAGGCUUAUUCAGACUGGUCCCUUGCUUCCUUCUUCCAUGCAGCGAUUGGUGCCAUACCCGAGCUUCCACAGGCAGUGCAGAUGCUUGUUUCUGGGGUUCCUGGGCUCCCAGAGCCACAAUUUGUUCUCACGGCCGCGGGGGCAACCAGCCCGGCCGUCCCGGUCGACUUUCGGUUUGUUGGGGGUCCAAUAGCGACCGUCUGCGCCACGCAAGCAGACAGCAUUGAGCACCUCUUGCAAUUCGCCCCGGGCCUCGAAAUGUCGGAGCAUGUGCAGGAGCUACUCUUGCAACGGGACCUGUUUCUCCAAGAUGCGCGGGGCGGUGUCCAUACUGCAGUCCCAGGGCAAGCGGCCGAUCUUCAGUGGCUUCGUGUCGUCAGUAGGGCGGGUAUUAUUGGCAGCACUGCAAUGAUGCCUUCUCCCUUGACUUCCCUGACGUCCACAUCAACCACCACCACAGCGAUGCAAGGAGAGGCCACCACCGUCCGACUCACACUGACCGGGGCCGGCCUGACGAUGACCACGGCAGCAAUCCCUUUGCAGCAAUUCGAUGUGGUGUCUGAGCUUACCACGCUGAUUCUUGCAAUUACGCGUGCUGGACGACUGCCUGAUAAUGCUCAUGUCGUAAUUACUGCAGCUUGGCCCCUGCCGGCGGGUGGACGACAUUUCAAUAUCCCAGUCCUCGUCUACUCCCCUGACGACUACCAGUACAUCGUACUGGACCCCUCGGUUGAUGGGUCCCAGGUGCACAGCCUUGUGGUGCAAGCCGGCACUAUGCCCGAACACGUCCUCUCCCGUAACCAGGAGAAUCUUGGCUUCGUGGCCUGGGUCAACGGGGCACCCCAGUCGGCUGUCCGCAGGCCGUUGAGGACCGGAGAUUUUGUCCAAAUCUUCCCAGGCGACACACGUGUGAUAUACCCUGUGGGGCACCCGCUGCAGCUCAUGGGACAUGUCAAUAGGCUUCACUGCCUGAGUGCCCCCUUUAGGGUUCCUGCCUUCAAUACAAUCGCUGCCAGGGCGUCACACGCUGGAGCCAACGCCGAAGUUCGACAAGCCCUCCUCGGUGCCAUCGAUAGAGCCAUGCGAGCCAGGGUUGAACUAUACGGACUACCAUCCAGGACUCGGCAGAAGGUUGUCUUACUUGAACCAGGGCGUGCACCACACAUUGUGUGGCUUGACCUCAUGUCUUGUCCCUCGGUCGAUGAAGCCGAGCCGCUCCUCCGAGACUUAGGGCUCUUUUCCGACGAUGCACGGAUACUUGACUCCCGCAUCGAGACCUUGGUAGCACAGGUUUUUGUCAUUGCACCUCGAGAGGUCCGAGGCAUGACGUACACGGUGCCCAACCCCAUCUUUUUCGGGGCCCAUACUCUCAUCCACCUGCCAGCCGAUACUAGUCCACCAUGGCACCUGUUGCCAGUGCAAGAUCAGUACACCUUGGUGCCACCAUCUGAGGGCUGGAUCGAUGGGGCUGGCAUCCUAGUCGCGCGACCACAAGGGCAGCGGUCUCUUGCACGCAUGCCUGCCUCUUCUAGCAGUGAAGUGCGUGCAGUGCCUGCUGCCUCUACUGCGGCCGCACCCAUUGACUCUGAGCGCACUUCCUCUGCCGCGUCAAAACCCAUGAGUGUCGAGACAGUGCCGUCUUCGGGUGGAACCUCGCUUGCCCAACUGCCGGACUUCCGACAGGCACAGCAACGCAGGUGCCGCCAGGCAGAGGCAAAAGGUUUGGUAAGUACCAACUGCCCAUGCGUGGCAGGGCAGGUGCAGUGUGAUCCGGACACAGCCGAGCGGUCCGCUCAACCGCAUACUGUCCAUGAACUUCAGAGCCGAGUCCGGCAACCAGUGGCACACCUGGCGGCAAACAUCACAAUGGCUCAGACUUCUAUUGCCACGCCGUUUGGACGUCGGAGCCUCUCGGCUGCUGCUGGGCGUACUGCUGAUAACCUCUCCCCUGUUUGUUCCGUCGAUGACCCGGGCAGCAACUCCCUGCGACCGCAGGGCCCCGUCGGUCACCCCGUUCCCCAGCGCAUGCCUGUCCAUGUUCGACUCGAGGGAGCGAUACAGCCACCCGAGCCCAAUGGCUCGAAGGACCUCACGGCUCCUACCCUCGAACUGGCUAAGGCAAUACCACAGCCACAGCGUGAGGCCAGCCUGCUGUUUGCUGUCCCUGCUGACAUCUUGGCACCGACGCUCGCGGCAUUUGAUCUAAGUCACUGCCACCGGGCCUUGCCAGCAUCUCAGUUGCUCCAUCCUGCCGCUCGGCAGUUGGUUUACGGUCUCCCUACUUGGGCAGGGGCGAAACUGACUGCAUGCAUGCUGUUUCUUGAUGGCGCCUAUGAGAACGGCCGAUGCACUUGGGCAGUUGCUGCGGCGGUUGAGUUUCAAGGUACUUGGUUUUGGGCAGGCUACUUCUGUGGGCAUGUUGCAGGCUCUCUCAGCCCGCGAUCGGCCUUCGAGGGAGAGCUAUACGCCCAAUUUGUUGCUCAUGGCAUUGCAGCCCGGCACGCUGUUCCAUGCGCCAUCUUCUACGACAACACCUCUGCUGCGAGUGUCGCAGUCGCUACAGCUGCUACUACCGCCAGUACGCAGCUAGGCAGUGCUACGGCAGCAUUGCGCUUUCUGUCUAUGUACAGUCAAGUCCCCAUUGCCUACCAGCAUGUCAAAUCCCACCAGGGGCACGCUGGUAACGAGACGGCUGAUAGCAUUGCCAAGGCGCUGCUAAAGGAGCGGAUUCAACCUUGUCUACCAGCUGAUGACACUCUGGAUGCGUGCGUGCUUGCAGGCGACUUCGACUGGCUUUGGAUACAUGCGGCCAGCGCUACUUGCAGCAGCUGGCCCAGCAUAGGUCACGACGGGGACAGCGUGCCAAUCUGCCCAACACAAGCUGGACCCAUUCUCACCACGCCUGCCGCCUGGCAGCCUGUGGUGCCCGAGCCGGCUCUGCCUGCCAAGAAGAGUAAGUGCUCUCUUCGCUGCUUGACAUACAACACGCUAUCCUGUACCAGCGCGCUACAACGGCGCUGUCUCUCUGAGUUCAUGCGCGCCAAAAAGGACUUCCGUGUCAUUUUCAGUCAGCCACGGCUACUGGUUGUCCUCCUGCAUCAUGAAGGUUUCAAGGCUGCCUUCAUUGUCGGCCAUGCACCGGAUUCAACCCAGGAUGCACCUACCCGGGAAGACUGGUGGGAGCAACUCGACGCCAGGCUUGACGCCAUACCUUCUUAUGCUGAGGCGGUGAUAGUUGAUGCCAAUGCCCGCUACAACUCACAUGAGUUGCCUGACAACGCUAAUGCCGUCUCAUUCCAGCAGCUCUGCCGCAAACAUUGCCUCCACAGGACAGCUGCACAUGACGCCAAUGGCAAGGUCCACAAAACAUGGCGUUCACCGCAAGGGGUGUGGUCUUGUCUGGACUAUAUCGCCGUGCCGUUGACCUGCCAGCACACACUGCGUGAGCUCGGGGCGCAUGAGAUCCUGGACACGCAUGCGGGUAUCGACCACCAGCCGGUGCUCGCUGAGUUUGUGCUACAGCAUCAAAGCCCACCUAAGGCUAGACGGCGCAUCGAUGCAGACCGGCUGCGCAGCCCUGAAGGGCACAGCAUCAUCAGGGAGUGCUUUCUCACCCUUCCUGAAUGCCCAUGGCACCUGUCACCAGACGAGCACUUGCAGGUCAUCAAUCAGCAUAUACAGGCCUGCAUUGGUCGCCACUUUUCCGGUGCGGGCGCGGUUGGGCGCAAGCCAGGCAUUUCAGAACAAACGUUAGAGUUGCUUGCAACCAAAAGAGGGCUGCGCCGUGUUCACCAACGGCGUACACGCCAGCAAUGCCGGGCUACCCUCUUUACUUGCUUCCGCGCCUGGAGCCGUGGCGGCGGCCAUGGCAGCGCGCCCGACACCUGGGGAUAUGCCCCACGAGCUUGGGAUCAGAUGUGUGCCCGCCAUAUCGCGGAUAUGCAGCGCAUAUCUCGCGAGCUCCGUCUUUCUUCUAGCCGGGACGAAGCUGCCUUCUCGCGCGCCAUGUUCAAAGAGGCGAGAGGCAAAGGCCCCGCUUGCCUAGCAGCCCUGCUACGGUCCGUGCUUAAAGUUGGACGAAGGUACAAAGCCCCGAGGAUUGCUAAUGCUAUUGUUGAUAAGGGGUGUGAGGUCACUGACCCGGCGCACAUCCGACGAUUGUUCGGGCAGCAUUUUGGCGACAUUGAAGGCGCUCGGCCGGGCAUGCUGAGCGAUAUGACUCAGCUGCCGUGCGAGGACCGGUCAUGCGCCAAAAAAGACAUUCACGGCAUCCCCUCCUUGCCGGCGCUAUCUGCUGCCUUUGCAGCGCUGCAACCUCGACGAGCGGCAGGCAUCACGGGAAUACCCGCUGAGUUUUACUCGGCGUGUCCCGAUCUCGCAGCGAUGCACCACCUACCACUGGUGCUAAAAGCUGCCUCCAGACACCAGACCCCCACACUCUGGAGAGGGCUUCUCGCCGUUCCGUUGCCCAAGCCGGGCAAGCCUGGUCACCUCCUCACGGGCUACCGCUCCAUCGCAUUGAUGGAACCCUCCAUCAAGGCGGUGGCCAAGGCAGCACGGCCCGAACUCCUACGUGCUUUCGAGCGCAUCACGCUCAGCUCCGUUGGUGGUGCUAGAAGCCGUGUUCCGACCGAACUGCCAGAGCUGCUGCAGUUCAACUGCACUUGGAGAGGUUGCGGCGGGAUUCUCUUUCCGGUUGAGCCCCAGGUCCUCCAUCGGUUUCUUAGCCAUCUUGAUGAGAGAGGUGCCCUCACUCAUGCUGGAGUGCCGAGUGCUCUGUGUGACGUGCUCCAAUGCUUGUUGAGCAAAACCUGGUUUACCACUGACCCGGGAUGUGGGGACAUUCAGUGCACUACUCAGGGCACAACGCCAGGAGCCCCGCUUGCAGACCUGCUUUUUCAAUAUGCGCUGAAUAGCGUCUUGGCUGCCCUCACUGAGCAUCUCGCCGAUGAACAGCUCUCUGCUCAGCUGACCGUUACUGGCCACGACCCGGCACUGUCGGAUCCUGUUUCGUGGCUGGAUGACGUCGCCGUCCUCUUGCAAUCACAGUCGGCCGGCCGUGCGGCUGGCGACGCGGCUCGGGCUACGGCUCUCAUCCACCAGUAUCUCAGCCUCAUCGGCAUCGGCCUAAACCUCAGUCAGGGGAAAACUGAAGCCAUUGUUGCCUGGCAUGGGGCGGGAGCACACGAAGCCCGUCUCCAGGUUAUGCAGCGGGCCGCGGGCACCGUCCCCCUGCAUGUUCCGGGGCAUGCUGGCCUGGUGCUACGCUGCGUCACUCAAUACGAGCACUUAGGCAGCCUGCGUACAGCCGGAGGCGAUAUCGGACCGGCGGUCGAGCACAGGCAUCGCGAGGCCCGCAGCGUCUACCGAGCCGUCAAGACCAGGCUUUUGCCCAAUCCCAACCUUUCGUUGCGAGAGAGGCAGGCGUUGGUCCAUGCUCUUAUUUUAAGUCGUUUCCUUCACGGCGCAGGGACGUGGCUCUUCUGCACCAAUGAUGCGUGGGAUGGCUUUGUUUCUCGCUACCUCGGACUCCUCAGAGGGGCGAUUCGGCCGCUUCAUGGGUGCUCCAGUGGCCGGCUAUCGCAGGUCGAGGUGUGUGCCCUCACCAAUGCUCUUUUACCUGAGGAAGUCCUUGCUGUUGCCCGUGUGCGAUUGCUUGCUUGUGUGGCCAACCAGGCCGGUCUCUUCGCAAAGCGGCAAUUUACACAGCAUGCAGCCUGGAUGCAGCAAUUGAGGGCCGACCUCACCCUUGUUGCUGAUCGCACCAAAGACCCGGGGCUUGCUCGCUAUGCCUCUAGCGACUUGCCAACAGCAGACUGGCUAGACUCUUGGCCUCUUCCCCAGGCUUGUGUCAAGAACCUCCUGGCCCGAUUCCGCCGAGGCUGCGUUGCGAGCCGGGAACACUUCGUUGAGUCUGCAAUCGCCAAGGCGCAGGCACACGAGCGAGUCAUUCAGGCUGGCCUCACUUUUAUUCGAGACGUCCGGUGCUCUGCCCGUGAGCUCCGCUACCAGUGCCCGGAUUGCCCUGCACUGUUUGCGACGAGAGCUGCGGCCGCAGCUCAUCGUUCAAAAGUUCACGGCCACUUGUCAGCGUCCGCGCAGGCAUUCGGCACAGCCUGUGAAGUAUGCCGGCGUCAAUAUUGGAGUACAGCGAGACUCGCUGAGCAUUUCCGAAAGGCUCCGCAUUGCGCGGCUGUGUAUCGGGAAUCCGAUAUGGCUGGAUCCGUCACGGAAGCCAUAGCUGACCGCCGCGUACCCUGUGCACAGCUGGUUGGACCCCAACCUUGGUGGGCUACGAUGGCGCACGCUCCCCUAACACCGCUUAUUCCAUCUCCCGACGCAAACGACCCGCUGCCUAGCCUCUUGGCACUCUCGCCAACACGGCAGCUCCACUCUUUCUUUCAGCUCUUUGCGUGUUCGGUAGAGAAGCAUGGCCAUGACGGAGUCAUGGAAGCGCUUACACGGGUUGUCUCGGGCACGGAACACUGGCGAUUGGCCGUUUCCGUUGCCCAAGUUUUGGACCGGGCUGAUGAGAUGCUCAUCUUUCAGGAGGGCAGUCUCGCAGCCGCAUACCGGAACGGAGCUUUGCUCUUCGGACCGGCUGAGGCCUUACGCAGUGCUGUAGCACGCGAUUGGCCCUUUUUGUGA